AUGGGUCCAACUGAAGGCCUGGUUUUGAUGAGAGUAAAGGGUGCUAUGGAGGGUCCAACUGAAGGGCUGGUUUUGAUGACAAUAAAGGGUGCUGUGGAGGGUCCAACUGAAUGCCUGGUUUUGAUGACAGUAAAGGGGGCUGUGGAGGGUCCAACUGAAGAUCUGGUUUUGAUGACAGUAAAUGGGGCUGUGGAGGGUCCAACUGAAGGCCUGGUUUUGAUGACAGUAAAUGGGCCUGUAGAGGGUCCGACUGAAGGCCUGUUUUUGAUGACAGUAAAGGGGGCUGUGGAGGGUCCAACUGAAGGUCUGGUUUCGAUGACAGUAAAUGGGGCUGUGGAGGGUCCAACUGAAGGCCUGGUUUUGAUGACAGUUAAUGGGGCUGUGGAGGGGCCAACUGAAGGCCUGGUUUUGAUGACAGUAAAGGGUGCUGUGGAGGGUCCAACUGAAGGCCUGGUUUUGAUGACAGUAAGGGUGCUGAGGAGGGUCCAACUGAAGGCCUGGUUUUGA
Messenger RNA from Macrobrachium nipponense, 507 nucleotides. Its product is annotated as tetra-peptide repeat homeobox protein 1-like. Lineage: Eukaryota; Metazoa; Arthropoda; Malacostraca; Decapoda; Palaemonidae. The record is from RefSeq and is a predicted model, not a curated record. Bases 1 to 507 code for a protein of 168 amino acids. The transcript has a single exon.